UUUUGCUCUGGAACGCGGUUGCUAUGGAAAUGCUGUCCACAACAUUGAACACGCUUUUAAAUCAUUUAAAGCGUCGCUUUAAUAUAGAUCACUUUCAUUCCGUUUCAUUGUUAUCUUUUAGAUAGUGUUGAAAAUAUAAAUUUGUUUAAGGUGAUACAAAAUGUCAAAAGAUGUUUCACCAAACAACGUUGGCAGGUUAUCUGCAGAGGAGUUAUCAUCGAGGACACUGGCGGUCGGUGGAAGUCACUUCAUUGUGUCUGUGAACGGUGCUAUUGAGGCCGCCGAUUUUCCUGAAUAUGACGAAUUAUACUGUCGGUACUUUUUUGACUAUGGCUCUGACUGGCAAAUUAUAUCUGGUGUAUCGGAAGGCAUGUCUCAGAUUUCCAAAAAAAGCAAAUGUCACGUCGACGAGAGACAGCUGUGUAUUUGGAACCUCCCAGUUGAACUGACCCUCAAGUCAACAAACAUUUCAGGAUGUAAGUUAAAAAAAACUAUUGCAAAAAAAUUAAAAAAAAAAUCAGGGCCAAAAAUUGUGGUAAGCGUUUAUGGGACUGACACUUUUGGAAACGACGUGGUCCGAGGUUACGCGUGGAGUUUUGUUCCUUUAGAAAGUACCUCUUGCACAAUAAGCAUGCCUGCUUUUGUACCAGCGUCAUCCUCAAGACUGCAAGAAAUGACUGCCUGGUUCACAGGUCGACGUCCAGAGUUUCUAAAUCCAGCUACUGUGGCUCACGGAGAGAGCAGAGAGUUGUUAAGGACAAACUCACACGGAGUUGUGAUGGCCAAACUCAAUGCAUUGACAAAAGACUUGGCCAGGUGCGGAUACGAGACAAGUUCUCGAGAGCCAAGAUCAUUCAACUUGGCCUCGAUUGUUAGUGACAUGGAGCAAUUGUCUAUAAAAUAAU
Messenger RNA from Neocloeon triangulifer, 905 nucleotides. Its product is annotated as B9 domain-containing protein 1-like. Gene Ontology annotation, biological process: cilium assembly. The record is from RefSeq and is a predicted model, not a curated record. Lineage: Eukaryota; Metazoa; Arthropoda; Insecta; Ephemeroptera; Baetidae. Gene Ontology annotation, cellular component: MKS complex. The transcript is spliced from 4 exons. The coding region runs from base 161 to 904 and encodes 247 amino acids.